AUAUUUCUCUCACUAUAAAUCCUAAUUCUCUUAUCUCUACAUCAAGGAGAGAUCAGAGAAUAGUAAAACAAUGAGGAAGCCAGAGGUAUCAUCUGGAAAAAACAACAAUAAGCUAAGAAAAGGGUUGUGGUCACCAGAAGAAGAUGAUAAGUUGAUGAACUACAUGUUAAACAGUGGACAAGGUUGUUGGAGUGAUGUAGCAAGAAAUGCUGGAUUGCAAAGGUGUGGAAAAAGUUGUAGGCUAAGAUGGAUUAAUUAUUUGAGACCUGAUCUUAAACGUGGUGCAUUCUCACCACAAGAAGAAGAACUUAUCAUCCAUUUGCAUUCCCUUCUUGGAAACAGAUGGUCUCAAAUAGCAGCACGUUUACCCGGAAGAACAGACAAUGAAAUCAAGAACUUCUGGAAUUCAACAAUAAAGAAAAGACUCAAGAACAUAUCGUCAAACACCUCACCAAACGCAAGCGAUGAAUCCUCAUACGAUCCUAACAAAGACAAUAACAACAUGGUAGGAGGGUUUAUAACUUCUUCAACAGUACAAGAUCAACAUCAUAUUGAUAAUCAUUUUAUGCCUAUGUUCAAUACAUCAUCUCCACCAUCAAUACAAAACACAGUUUUCAACACCAUCAUGUCAUCAUCUAAUGGUGGAUUUUUCAACAAUAAUAGUACUACAGGAACAUUCUUCUCACAGAAUAAUAAUCAUGACAACAAAAGUUAUUAUUUGGAAAAAAUGUUUGGGAGUGUAAAUAUUAAUGGUGCAGAAGGGGUAGAGAUGGAAAUUUACAAUGUUCCUCCUCUAGAGAGUGUUAAUAAUAGUACUAUUACUUCUGAAAAUAAUACUAUAAAAAUGGAGAAUAUUAAUGCAUGCAAUAUUGGAGAAGAUACUAAUUACAAUAUUAGUAGUUAUAACUUUGAUGACAUAAACAACAUUGUUAACAAUUGCAAUGUUGUUAAGAGAAUUGAUCAAAAUAGAGCUGUUGAUGAAGUGGAGAAUUUAUUUCAUGGAGAUUUAACUGUUGCAGAUUGGGACUUAGAAGAUUUGAUGAAAGAUGUUUCAUCUUUUCCCUUUCUUGAUUUUUCAAAUUGAUUCAAUAAGUGUUCUCAUCCUUUAAUUUUCCCUUUUUUUUUUACAUUUUUAAUAUUUGUAUUUUUACUGUUAUACAGUACAAGGGAGUAAAUUUUACUGAUUAACAAAAGUAUAGGAAUGAAAUAAAAGCCAAUCAUUGUAUAUUUGAAUUGA
Molecule: messenger RNA, 1237 nt
Organism: Trifolium pratense (red clover)
Lineage: Eukaryota; Viridiplantae; Streptophyta; Magnoliopsida; Fabales; Fabaceae
Product: transcription factor MYB46-like
Exons: 2
Coding region: 71-1084 (337 amino acids)
Source: RefSeq, a predicted model, not a curated record